Messenger RNA from Chelonus insularis, 7268 nucleotides. RefSeq names its product adducin 1-like protein hts (gene hts). Bases 376 to 6948 code for a protein of 2190 amino acids. The transcript is spliced from 15 exons. Gene Ontology annotation, molecular function: actin filament binding. Gene Ontology annotation, cellular component: cytoskeleton; plasma membrane; postsynaptic density. The record is from RefSeq and is a predicted model, not a curated record. NCBI's taxonomy places the organism in Eukaryota, Metazoa, Arthropoda, Insecta, Hymenoptera, Braconidae.
CGAGUUUGAUAAGCGAACAACGUCCGAUCGAUUUGUGUUUUUUUAGGCAGUUGAAAAUAAAGGGUUAGUGAUGCUAUUCAAUAUGAAAAGAGCAAGUCUGUGAUAUUAAGAUAGCUAUUAGCAUAAUUUCUAAAAUAGCCAACGUGUACUUGUAUAAAUCUAUGAGAUUAAUUGAUAAACAUAGUGAAGUGACAGUUUAGUGAAGCUUUGAUUUAGGAACCCGGUGGGAAGGUGUCCGCCGGAAGGAACGACAGCCGCUCAACCGAUACUCGCCAGUCCAACGGUGUUUGGUGUACGAGAUAGAGUGUGAGUUGUUAGUGAGGAAGGAAAACCGGUGUCUCUUGACAGUCGCUGUUAUCUGGGGGAGGCCCGAGGAUGGCGGACACAAGUCAGCAGGAACUAUCCGAGCCUCACACAAAUGGUGUAGUGGAUGGACUUACAGAAGAAGAGAAAAGCAAGAUGAGACCAGCUGAUAUUGAUGCUGACAUGAGAGAAAUGGAGAGAAGGAAGAGAGUAGAACUUAUAAUGAAUUCGAAAAUGUUUAAAGAAGAAUUAGAACGUAUUAUUGAGACACAACUGAAGGACGGAUCAGGUCCUUCUGGACUUUUACAACAAAUAUCGGAUAUGAUGGGUGCUCAAGGCGCUCGUUUUAACUCUAAUGUGUUCAAAAACUCUAACUGCGUGGUGCCUAUUAAUGAUAUUCGAGGAGUUGAAGCAAAAGGUUACGAGAGGGGUGAAAAAGUACUUCGUUGCAAGCUGGCUGCUGUUUUUAGGCUCCUAGAUUUGUAUGGAUGGACUCAAGGAGUUGGUGGUCAAAUAACAGCUCGAUUAAAUCAAGACCAAGAGCAUUUUCUUGUUAAUCCUUAUGGUUUACUCUAUCACGAAGUUACUGCCUCGAGUUUGGUGAAGGUUGACAUGCAAGGUCAAGUCGUAGAACAAGGCACAACAAACUUUGGUGUACAUGUAGCUGGUUUUCAGCUUCAUUCAACGAUACAUGCUGCCAGACCUGAUAUUAAAUGUAUCAUUCACAUUACGACACCGACUGUCACAGCUGUGUCUUCCUUAAAAGGUGGCCUGCUUCCUCUUGGUCAAGAGAGUGUUGUUAUUGGUGAAGUAUCGACCCAUCAAUAUAUUGGUGAAACAGUUGAACCUGAAGAGCGUGAAAAAAUUACAAGAAAUCUUGGCCCCAUCAAUAAAGUUAUGCUUUUGACAAACCGUGGUGCUUUAUGUUGCGGUGAAACUGUUGAAGAAGCAUUCUACAAUGUUUAUAAUACUGUCCUUGCUUGUGAAACACAGUUGAAACUCAUGCCUGUAGGUUUGGAUAAUCUAAAUCUUUUAACUGAGGAAGCAAGAAAGGCGAUAUUUGAAGCAUCGAGAAAACCACCGGUUCCAUUUUCUAGUGCAAUCAUAGAACCAUCACCGUUGGCUGAGAAAUUAGAAAAACGUUGGAGAAUCGGUGGAACUGAAUUUGAAGCUCUUAUGAGAAUGCUGGACAAUGCUGGUUUCCGUACUGGAUACAUUUAUAGACAUCCAUUGAUUAAGAGUGAACCUCCAAGACCUAGAAAUGAUGUCGAAGUACCUCCUGCAGUAUCAUCUCUUGGAUAUUUGUUGGAAGAAGAAGAACUUUAUAAACAAGGAUUAUGGAAAGGUGGUCGUAAAGGAGCAGAUAGAUCACGUUGGUUGAAUUCUCCUAAUGUUUAUCAAAAGGUGGAAAUUCUCGAGACCGGCACACCGGAUCCCAAGAAGAUCACCAAGUGGGUGGAUCAAAACGCUGAGGAGUGGGUCUCUGAUGGAUCGCCAACUCAUAGCAGCACACCAGUAAGGAUUGAUAGUGCCCUCCAAUUUGUACCGAAAAACACAAAUCCAAAGGAGUUCAAGCAAUUACAGCAGCAGAUAAAAGAUUACCGCCGGUCAGAAAAAAUUUCAGCAGGACCACAAUCACACAUUCUGGAAGGUGUGUCUUGGGAAGAAGCUAAAAAGAUGCAGGACGCAACAAUAAGUGGCACUGGGGAACAAGUAGUUUUGGUUGGCGCCGCCAGUAAAGGCAUUAUCCAACGUGGAUUCCAACACAAUGCGAUGGUGUAUAAAACUCCUUAUGCCAAAAAUCCUUUCGACGCUGUCACGGAUCAAGAACUCGAUCAAUAUAAAAAAGAAGUCGAGCGUAAAACUAAAGGAGAUUUAUAUGACGAAUCUCAAUCUGAAUCAGAAGCAUUAUCGUCAUUUAAUAUUAGUCGAGCAACACAUGAAUCUAGCACUGCCAAAAGUCCUAUCCAGUCACCCAUUUCUGUGACAUCAGAAACCGAAGAAGAAAGCCGAGAUGAACCUCGUGUACUGCGGAUAGAAAAGAAACACGUGCCUGUUCCAAGUCAAGCAGAAGUUGUUCUAAGUGAUGGAAAGAUGCAUGUGCAUGAUAAUGUUAGAACAGCAAAUUCAAAUAUUGCUGUUACGGUGACGGCGCCUCCUUCAUCUGCUCAACAGCCCUUAAUUCAGAAAAAAACUGAUUCAGCUUUAUUAACUAACCAUCACAAGAUUGGAGUGGAUGCAACGACAGAAUUUUUGAAUGAAAUGAGACGCAAUGCUAUUGAUUCAAGGAAUAAUCGUAAGCAAGAUGAGUCGGGCGAUGACAGCAGCGAGUUCAAGAUGCAAGAAUAUGCUUGGUGGCGCGUGAAAACCUACGAAGAAACACGUCUAGAGGUGGCUAAAACGGGCACUACUGCAGUGCCAAUGACCCCUAUUCGUUUAAACAUACCUUUCAAAAAGUAUCAAAUUAAUAAUCGUAAUGAAUUUUCAUCUAAACUACCAUUGAGCCCGCGAAUGUUGAAAAGACAGUACUUUUUCGAUCAAUAUGAUAAAAUUUAUAAUGCUUAUAGAAACGGAAGUCAUGAUAGUCUUAAUCUAAUUCUUAAAAUGCCUAUUCGCAAGUAUUCUAAUAUAUUUAUUAAAGAACCAAAUAAUAAUAAUAACAACAUUGAUAAUAGAUUUGCAUCAAAUAAUGGAACAGUUAAGCACCUUAUUGCAAAGUAUUCUUUUAUUGAUACGAAAGAAUGCAAACAGUCUUUAAAAAACCGAAAAAGAAAUCAUGUGUCUUCUACUUUAAGUCCAAAUUAUCCUAAAUUAUCUUUGUCUAAAAUUCCACGACUGGCACUUUCUCAUGCUAGAAAAUUAGAAGAUUUAGAAAGUCCUCGUUUAGUAGAAGCAGCUAUGAAUAACAAGAAUUUGCAUAAAAAUAACAGACAGAAAAAUAUUUUAGAUAAUGAAUAUUUUUUAACACAGAAAACUAUAAAGAUUGAGAAUAAAAUAUUGCCGAUAGAAGAAACUACUGAAAUAAUAAAUACAGAAGACAUUAAUGGUAAUGUUAAUGAUAAUAGAGAGACAACAGAAAGUUUUGACAAGACAAUUAAAGUUGAAGCUCAUGAUAAAAAUGGAAAUUCUGUAACUCCAUUGGAUGAUACUCAAGUAAAUCAAGAAUUAAUUGAUACAAAAGUUAUAGAAACUACUGGAUCUCCAGAAAAAGAUCAAAGUUCUGCUGAAGAUAUAAUAAGUCAACAAACUGUUGUUGAAAGAGGAGCAAUAGAAAAAGAGCUGGCCUCUGGUAAAGAUUUUAUAGAAGUAGUCCCACCGAUUGAAGAUGAUGAAAAAUGGUUAAAUGAGCUAGCAGAUGAAAUGGAAGAUUCAUUUUAUCGAGAAAUAAAUGAAAACCAACCAUGGAGAUAUUCAUCACCGAUUAGUAAACAUUAUCAAAGAGAAGACAGUAUGACUGAAGUAAUCAAUAGUAUAAAUGUAAACUUGACUCCUACUAAAUCAUUAUCGACUUACAAUUUUCAUCUUCCAGAUACUGGUGUAUCAAUAAAAUACAAUCUGAACUCCACUUCCAUGAGUACAAUUUAUCGUUUAACUCCAACAGGUAUAGACGAUGAUGAUGAUGAUACAAAUAAAGAGCAUAUUACUUGUGGUAAAGAAUGUCCACAAUGUUUAAUUCUAGAUGAUCCAGUUGAAUUGGAAAAUCUUUCGCCUGACGAUGUACGUGAUGAACUAUCUCCUUUCAAAUGGGAUGAACCUUUUGUAAAUAGAUUAAACAAAAAUCCCAAAGGAGUGAUAGAUUUGAAUAAAACAAUAGAUCUCUUUGAUAAUUCUAUUGAAAUGGAUACCGACAGUCAUGAAGAAACUGAAGAAAGUGUGUGUAUUAAAGACGAACCUUGUUCCCUUGAGGAAUCAGAUUUAUUGGAACUACCGCACUCAACAGUAGCCGAAUUAAAAGAAUCUGAUGAGGCCACUUUCCAUGAAGACAUCACAACGUCUGUGAAUGAAAUAAUUGCAGGUCUUGGGGAACGUGAAGCUUUGCUUAAAGCUGCUGAUAUUGUUGAUGAUGUUAUCUCUGUAGCUUGUUCGAAUUUAGAAGAAGAAUCUUCUCAAGCUUGUAAUGUUGAAAUCAAACAAGAAAAUCAAGAAGAAAAAGAAGAGAUUUGUGAAAUUAUUCAUAAAAUUACUCAACAGCCAGUUGAGAAGUUCAAUAACUCUAAUGAUGAAGGAAAAAGAAAAAAGUUUAUUGUUGUUGAUGAAUUAAUACACCAUGUUAUUGACAAAAACUCUUCUCAAGAAAGUAAUUCAACUUCAGAGUCUUCUACUACAGAAAGUUUUAAUAUCAAAAAAGUUAAAGAAAGUGUAAAUACAGAACUGAAAGAAAUGCAAAGUAAUCUCAGUGACAAUAGAAAUAUAGAAACAUCUGUAGAGGGAGAUUUAAAUGAUCAAGAAAUGUCAGAUGUUGAUGGAGGUGAUACAGAAAAAUUAAUUAAUGACAUAAAACAAAUUAUUGAUGAUAUUGACUCUAAUACUCCAAAUGAAGCAGUGAUAAGAGACGAAUUUCUCAGUAUUGUUGAUUAUUUAGAUGAUCAGCAACUUUGCUCUGAUCAAUCUGACGUCUAUCAAAAUCAAUUGAAGCUUAUUAUAAAGCAGUCAAUUGAAAAUUCGAAUGAUGAAUCAAAUGCUAACUUGCAAUAUUCGUUUGAUUCUUUGAAUUCUAAUCAUUCACCUGAAAACAUGAUAUUGGCAAAUUAUUCUGAAGCUGUUCAACAGUUUAAGGAACAAUGUGAAAGAAUUUUAAAUAAUCAAUCAGAUAAGAGUGAAGAUUCUAGUGAUACUAUAUUGAAUUCCAAUGACCAAAAUCCUAGUCAUACGGAAAUGAGUGAAUUUUCACCGACAGAAGUCAAUGUAUCUUUAGACAAAGAGGCCAUUGAAGAGCAUGAAUUAACUGAUACUAUUUCAAUGACAGAUAAUGACACCAAGUCUGAUAAUAGCAAAGAGAAAGUUAAACUUUCUAUGAGAAGAAUAAAUUUUUGUUUAAUUGAGUAUGAAGGCAAACAAGAUAAAAGUAAGAAAUCUGAAGAAGAUUCAGAAGAUACAAUAAGUGAUGUUGUAGAAAAAGAUAUUACUCAAAUGUGGGAUAAUAAUGAAGCAGAAAUAGAACGUAGCUGCAAUGAAAUUCGUUCCAACGAUGUGGACGGGUCAUUUAUAGAAUAUGAAGCAGUAGAUGAUGUAAUAAGUAAUAAUAAUAUAAAAAUGGCUUGUGAUUCUUUGACCUCAAAUGAGCAUAUUUCAUUAUUCUCAAAAAUUAAUACUGAAACUAAACCUACAUUAUCUGCAAUUACUGAAGAAGCUGAAUGUAUUGAAGAGGAAAAUGAGAAGGAAGAAAUAAUAGAUAGAAAUAAAUUCAUGCUGCCUGCUAUUGAGGAAGCUGAUGAAAUAACAGAAAAAGAAGAUAAUAUUUUUAUUCCACCGAACUUAGAAGAUACAAUGCCAGUAGAAGAUACAGAAGAUGAAGAGAAUGAACAAGAAGCUGAUGAUAUAGCAAAAGAGGUAGAAAAAACUGAGCUAGUCCAUACAGAGACUGUGAUUGAAGGUGACAAAUGUGAAGAAAGUUCUAAUAAACCCCAAGAAGAUGAACACUGCCGAGAUGUUCAAAUGUCAGAAUAUUUUAAUGAUGAACUUAAUGAACCAAUCCAACAGAGUUCAUCUACGGAACAAGAGAACUUGAGUAAUGAAAGUAGCAUGAUUUUUGAAGAAACAGAAAGUCAAGCUAUAGCUAGUCUGCUGCAGAUUUUAAUAGAAGAAGAAACACCAAAGAUAAUUGAAAAUGUUGAUGAUUCCGUACUUAUUAUAGAACCAGAUCUACUUGAAGUAAAAACAAUUGAAGUAGUAGAUAUAGAUUCAGACAAAGAUGAAUCAAUAGCUAUGUCAUCAAUGACUACGAAUUUUUAUUCUUGCCAUGACACUAGUGUAUCCAUGCAAGCUAACCAAAGUAAUGAGAUGAAUUGUAUAAGUGCUGAAGAAGAUGAUUUAGAGUCUAAAUACUCAACAGGAGUAAAUAGCGAAGAUACUUAUACAUUAAGUGAUUAUAAUUCAGAAACAGAACGAGAUAUUACAUAUAGUGCUGAUAUUUCGUCUAAUUUAAGAAAGUCUGAUUCUUUUUCAACCUGUGAUUUGAAUCCUUGUGAUACUACUGUUAAUAUGGGAGAUGUUUCUUCAGCCUAUGAGAGUGUCGAUAAGCCUAAGAAUUCAGAGGAACCUGAAUUAAAAAAAUGUUCUGUUUGUACGAAAUAUUUUAAAGCUUAUAAAGAAAUAUAUGAUAGAAGUAGCAUGAAUUACGAAGUACAAAAAAAAAUUGAAUAUAAUGAACUGUCAUAUGCAAGUCUUGAUGGAAAUCCAUCUGAUGAAGUAUGCAGUACUUGUAUUAUGACUUAUUCAAUGGAAACACGUGAUUUUAUUAGAUUAGAACGAAAUGUAAUUGGUGAAGAAUUACAUUAUGAAAAACUUAAAGUAUCACCGUUAAAAACUCCACCAAAAUAUGAAGAUACUACUCUAUGUCAAAUUGUUGCCAAAAUAAGUUUGACUGAUUCUUUAAGUAGUAGUAAUAAUAAUAGUUUAAAUUCUGUUGUAAACGUCGAAAAAUAGAAAAAAUCGUUUAGACAUAGUUGCGUUUUGUUUUACAAAUAAUGAAACAAUUUUUUAUUUUAAGUUUAACAUUUUUCUUCUUUAUUAUUGAAUGUUUAUGAAAAUGAUUAAAAUAAUUUUAUGUUAAAAUAAUUAUAAUAGCUUAACGCAUUGAGCUUAAUGUCUUUAAUAUUUUUACUUCAUUGCUGGGCAAGAUUAAUAUUUAAUUAAUUAAAUAAUAAAUAACUUGGAUAUUAGGAAAUCUAAGCAAUUUUAAUUAACAUUUCUUGUGUAAAAUCACUCUUUGUAUUUUCUAUAGUAAUAAAACAAUUUCCUGUUUA